AGAAUUGAGAAUUGAGAGGCAGCGGCACUUAACGCAUAAGCUAACGACAAAGAAAAGCCCAUUAUCUAAAUUUGUCUGAUGUUGGUGCUAAGUUGCAGAGUGCCUAAUUAUCUAUUUAUAUUCAUUCUAUCCAAUCCAUUUGAUUUGAUAAUAAUAAAAUAAAAACCCCAAAACUUGAAAUUCUGAAACCAACCAAUCUCUCUUGUCUCUCUCCAUUGGUGGUGUAUGUAUGUAAGUAUGAUGGCGAAUUGUGGCAGGAGAGGUGAGUUGGUGAAUUCCAUGUUGCGCCGCGUAUUAUGGAGUCAGAGGAGGUGUUUCAGUGCCGUCCCUCGUGGCUCUACUGCCUCGUCUUCUUCUUCUUCUUCUUCUUCUUCGUCUCAGGACCUCAUUAACUUUGAAUACCAGCAUAGUGCUCACAAUUACCACCCAAUUCCCAUUGUAUUCUCUCAAGCAAAGGGUUCAUCCAUACGGGACCCAGAAGGCAACAGAUAUCUAGACUUUCUUUCUGCUUAUUCUGCAGUUAAUCAGGGACAUUGCCAUCCAAAGAUCAUGAAAGCAUUACAAGAGCAGGCAGAAAAGCUCACUCUUAGCUCUCGAGCAUUCUAUAAUGAUAAAUUUCCAAUCUUUGCUAAGCAUCUCACAAGCAUGUUUGGCUAUGACAUGAUGCUGCCCAUGAAUACUGGAGCUGAAGGUGUUGAAACCGCUCUUAAGUUGGCCAGGAAAUGGGGUUACAAGAAGAAGAAAAUUCCAAAAGAUGAGGCUAUCAUUGUUUCAUGUUGUGGCUGCUUCCAUGGUCGUACAUUGGCAGUCAUCUCAAUGAGCUGUGACAAUGAGGCAACUCGAGGUUUUGGGCCCUUGUUGCCUGGACAUGUUAAAGUUGAUUUUGGUGAUUUAGUAGCUCUAGAGAAAAUCUUUCAAGAAAAUGGAGAUCGAGUGGCUGGAUUUCUGUUUGAACCUAUCCAGGGAGAGGCUGGGGUUAUAAUUCCACCUGAUGGUUAUUUAAAAUCUGUCCGAAAUCUUUGCUCAAAAUAUAAUGUUUUAAUGAUUGCUGAUGAAAUACAAUCUGGCUUAGCACGAUCAGGAAAGAUGCUGGCUUGUGAUUGGGAAGAAGUUCGACCAGAUGUAGUGAUAUUAGGAAAAGCAUUGGGUGGUGGAGUAAUACCUGUAAGUGCAGUUCUUGCUGACAAAGAUGUGAUGCUUUGUAUCGAACCUGGAGAGCAUGGAAGUACCUUUGGGGGCAAUCCCUUAGCCAGUGCAGUUGCUGUUGCUUCACUUGAUGUGAUCAGAGAUGAGAAACUUGCUGAGAGAUCUACUCAAAUGGGAGAAGAACUUAGGAAUCUGCUAGUUAAGAUUCAACUGAAAUUCCCUAACUAUAUAAAGGAAGUUCGUGGAAGAGGCUUAUUCAAUGCUGUGGAGCUCAGUAGCAAGCAUCUGUUACCAAUUUCUGCUUACGAUAUCUGCCUAAAGUUGAAGGAAAGAGGAGUCCUGGCAAAGCCAACACAUGAUUCUAUUAUCCGAUUAACUCCUCCGUUAUCAAUGAGUUUGGAUGAGCUCCAAGAAGGUGUUAAUGCGCUUCAUGAAGUUCUUGAACUUGAUCUACCACUGAUGCAGAAGACAAAACCACAAAAUAUCUCCUCAGUUGCUCCUAGUGUUUGUGACCGCUGUGGACGAAACUUGUAUGGUCUCUCCGAAUGAAGAUAUCUGAAGUUGGAAUUGCAUAUCCAGUUUGAUGGGCAAUGUGGCUUAGCGAAUAAAUCUCAUAAGGGUUUCAGACUGAAAAUGGGCCACCUUCCAAUUUGUGAAGUCUUAGAAAUGAGGCACGAAACCUGAUCCAAUCCAAAUGUGCUCGUCGAAAGAAAUAGUGAGACCUUUUUACACACUGUAAUUAGAAAUUUUACACGGGUGUAGAGGCACUUAAAGGACAAUUUUUAAUGUUUAUCACUUUUAAUAAUCUUUAGUUUCCAUAUGAUUUAGAAUUGUACCCAAUAUGCUGUGUCAUUUUGCAAGUGCUCACCACACGUGAGCUCAUGGCCCUCUAAAACUUAAUUACGCAUUUAGUAUCUUUCUUCAUUUGAUUUUUUUUUUUUUUUUUUAGCCGUUUGAUUCUAGAUGAAUCACCAUCCAAUCAAGUUUUUGUUUGGAGCGUAUAAAUUCUUUUUCUAUUCUGGUUUC
Ziziphus jujuba (common jujube) is the source of this 2172-nucleotide messenger RNA. Its product is annotated as ornithine aminotransferase, mitochondrial. The transcript has 11 exons. Gene Ontology annotation, molecular function: pyridoxal phosphate binding; L-ornithine transaminase activity; identical protein binding. Bases 226 to 1695 code for a protein of 489 amino acids. The record is from RefSeq and is a predicted model, not a curated record. Gene Ontology annotation, cellular component: cytoplasm. NCBI's taxonomy places the organism in Eukaryota, Viridiplantae, Streptophyta, Magnoliopsida, Rosales, Rhamnaceae.